Arvicanthis niloticus (Nile rat) is the source of this 2459-nucleotide messenger RNA. RefSeq names its product intermediate filament family orphan 1 (gene Iffo1). NCBI's taxonomy places the organism in Eukaryota, Metazoa, Chordata, Mammalia, Rodentia, Muridae. The record is from RefSeq and is a predicted model, not a curated record.
CGGCAGAAGGCGCAGCCAUGAAUCCGUUAUUUGGUCCCAACCUCUUCCUCCUACCGCAGGAGCAGCAGGGCUUGGCCGGGCCGCUGGGGGACCAUCUGGGAGGUGACCACUUUGCCGGUGGAGGGGACUUAGCCUCGGCUCCGCUUGCCUCGGCCGGUCCCUCUGCCUAUUCGCCUCCCGGGCCUGGUCCGGCGCCCCCCGCAGCCAUGGCUCUCCGCAACGACCUGGGCUCCAACAUCAACGUACUCAAGACCCUGAACCUCCGGUUUCGCUGCUUCCUAGCCAAGGUGCACGAGCUAGAGCGCCGAAAUCGGCUGCUGGAGAAACAGCUGCAGCAGGCUCUAGAGGAGGGUAAGCAGGGCAGGCGGGGCCUGGCCCGCCGUGACCAGGCGGUACAGACCGGCUUCAUCAGCCCGAUCCGGCCCCUGGGGCUGCCCCUGAGCUCCCGGCCGGCCGCCGUGUGCCCCCCAUCAGCGCGGGUGCUGGGCUCCCCCGCCCGCUCGCCAGCCGGACCCCUAGCAUCCUCUGCGGCCUGCCACUCAUCAUCCUCCACCUCUACAUCCACUGCCUAUUCCUCGUCGACCCGCUUCAUGCCCGGCACCAUCUGGUCCUUCUCACAAGCCCGCCGACUUGGACCGGGACUGGAACCCACGCUGGUGCAAGGGCCUGGCCUGUCGUGGGUACACCCUGACGGGGUGGGCGUCCAGAUCGACACCAUCACCCCGGAGAUCCGUGCACUGUACAACGUGCUGGCCAAAGUGAAGCGGGAGCGGGACGAAUACAAGCGAAGGUGGGAAGAGGAGUACACAGUUCGGAUACAGCUACAAGAGCGAGUCACUGAGCUCCAGGAGGAGGCCCAAGAGGCCGAUGCCUGCCAAGAAGAGCUGGCCAUGAAGGUGGAGCAGCUCAAAGCCGAGCUGGUGGUCUUCAAGGGGCUCAUGAGUAAUAAUCUGACAGAGCUGGACACCAAGAUCCAGGAAAAGGCCAUGAAGGUGGACAUGGACAUUUGCCGCCGCAUCGACAUCACAGCCAAGCUCUGCGACCUGGCCCAGCAGCGCAACUGCGAGGACGUGAUCCAGAUGUUUCAGAAGAAGCUGUCUCUACACUUGUCUCCCAUUAAGGUCCCGUCCAUGGGGGGGCGGAAGCGGGAGCGCAAGGCUGCUGUGGAGGAGGACGCCUCCCUGUCGGAGAGCGAUGGGCCCCGCCAGCCUGAGGGUGCCGAGGAGGAGAGCACAGCCCUCAGCAUCAACGAGGAGAUGCAGCGCAUGCUCAGCCAGCUGAGGGAGUAUGAUUUUGAGGACGACUGUGACAGCCUGACUUGGGAGGAGACUGAGGAGACCUUGCUACUUUGGGAGGAUUUCUCAGGCUAUGCCAUGGCAGCCGCAGAGGCCCAGGGAGAGCAGCAGGAGGACAGCUUGGAGAAGGUGAUCAAAGAUACUGAGUCCCUGUUCAAAACCCGGGAGAAGGAGUACCAGGAGACCAUUGACCAGAUAGAGCUGGAACUGGCCACAGCCAAGAACGACAUGAACCGACACCUGCACGAGUACAUGGAGAUGUGCAGCAUGAAGCGGGGCCUGGACGUGCAGAUGGAGACCUGCCGCCGGCUCAUCACACAGUCCGGAGACCGAAAGUCUCCUGCUUUCACUGCGGUCCCGCUUAGCGACCCGCCGCCACCGCCAAGCGAGACUGAGGACUCCGAUCGGGAUGUCUCAUCUGAUAGCUCCAUGAGAUAGGAAGGAGCCAGUGCCUGGUGCCCCAGAGCUCACCGGGUGGGGUGGGGGUCUGCAAGACUGUCUUCUGUGCCACUGCAGGAAGCCAGGCCUAGACUGUCCUCCCCAGGGUUCUGGAGCUAGGCUCGGCCCCACCCUCCCUGUACAACUCCCAUCACUGUACACUGGGGCACUCUUGCCUUCCUCACAUGUGGCUAUCUGCUACUUCUCCAUCUUUGGAAUGCUGCCAGAACACUUGUGAGCCUCCCCUUUCCAUUUUGUAAGGAAUGUGAUUACGGGACCCGCCUGUAUUCCUUGCGUAUCUUGGAUUUUGUACUGGUGCUAACUGGCAUAGGCACGCGUGUGAAGCAGAUUCAUCAUGUACCUUUGAAUAGGGCCUUGCUCCCCAGUAAGCACACCUCAGAGGGUGUGGGGCACUGUGUCCACAUGCUCACAGCUGCCCAGCUGCCUACUGCACAGUGAAUGUUGAGGUUUGCCUGGGCCAGGUCGCUGCAGAGAGGUGAAGUUGCCACCACAUAUGGGUGUGGCCUGCCAGAGGUUCCUGGUGCUCAGGGCCUGUUUUCCAGUGAUCAGCCGAGGGUAUGUCUCCUUGGCUGUCACUGACAAAACCAAAAGGUUAAGAUGUCCCUGACUGAGGGAGACAGGCUCUCCCAGGAGAGGCUAUGCAGAGCCUACGUUUGAAUGGAACCUUUAAAAAAAGAAAAUGAAGGUGUGGAGUACUUUCAAGCA